This is a messenger RNA of Gracilinanus agilis (Agile Gracile Mouse Opossum), 3150 nucleotides long. It is a transcript of the gene SHC1, whose product is annotated as SHC adaptor protein 1. Gene Ontology annotation, cellular component: plasma membrane. NCBI's taxonomy places the organism in Eukaryota, Metazoa, Chordata, Mammalia, Didelphimorphia, Didelphidae. The record is from RefSeq and is a predicted model, not a curated record. The transcript is spliced from 12 exons. Gene Ontology annotation, biological process: cell surface receptor protein tyrosine kinase signaling pathway; intracellular signal transduction. Gene Ontology annotation, molecular function: receptor tyrosine kinase binding. The coding region runs from base 1 to 1734 and encodes 577 amino acids.
AUGGAUCUCCUGCCCCCUAAGCCCAAGUACAACCCUCUUCGGAAUGAAUCUAUAUCAUCAUUGGAAGAGGGGACUCUGGGAUCCUUAUCUCCUGGAGAACUCUCCUCUCCAUCUGCCUCUUCCCUGGGACCCAUCUUGCCCUCGAUGCUGGGGGAUGAGAGUCCUACAACCCUUUGCUCUUUUUUUCCUCGGAUGAGCAAUUUGAAGCUAGCCAACCCAACUGGGGGGCGGCUAGGGCCCUCUGAAGAGUCAGGACAGGGACCUGAGGAUAGGGAGAGAAAUGUAGGGGGCGCUGGGCUAGACUCAGGCCCUUCACCUCUUCUCCAGGACAUGAACAAACUGAGCGGCGGGCGGAGGACUCGGGUGGAAGGGGGCCAGCUGGGGGGUGAGGAGUGGACUCGGCACGGGAGCUUUGUCAACAAGCCAACUCGGGGUUGGUUGCAUCCCAACGACAAGGUCAUGGGACCUGGGGUUUCCUACCUUGUUCGGUACAUGGGUUGUGUGGAAGUGCUCCAGUCAAUGAGGGCCUUGGAUUUCAAUACUCGAACACAGGUCACCAGAGAAGCCAUCAGUCUGGUGUGUGAGGCUGUGCCAGGAGCCAAGGGGGCUUCACGGAGGAGAAAGCCCUGUAGUCGCCCGCUCAGCUCCAUACUGGGGAGGAGUAAUUUAAAGUUUGCUGGCAUGCCCAUAACCCUAACUGUUUCUACCAGUAGCCUCAACCUCAUGGCUGCAGACUGUAAACAGAUCAUUGCCAAUCACCAUAUGCAAUCAAUCUCAUUCGCAUCUGGUGGGGAUCCGGACACUGCCGAAUAUGUUGCCUAUGUUGCCAAAGAUCCUGUCAAUCAGAGAGCCUGCCACAUCCUGGAGUGUCCAGAAGGACUAGCACAGGAUGUCAUCAGCACCAUUGGCCAGGCCUUUGAGCUGCGCUUCAAACAAUACCUCAGGAACCCACCCAAGCUUGUCACUCCCCAUGACAGGAUGGCUGGUUUUGAUGGCUCAGCUUGGGAUGAGGAGGAGGAAGAUCCACCUGACCAUCAAUACUACAAUGACUUCCCAGGGAAGGAGCCCCCCCUUGGUGGGGUAGUAGACAUGAGACUUCGGGAUGGACCUGCCCCAGGGAGUCCUUGGCCACCCACACCCAGCAACCAGACCACCAACCACCUAGGAGCCACCUUGCCCGUUGGACAGCUAGCUGGUGGGGACCCUGAUAUUCGAAAACAGUUGCCAACUCCUGGACCAGGUAGAGAACUAUUUGAUGAUCCCUCCUAUGUCAAUGUCCAGAACCUGGAAAAAGUCCGGCAAGGAGCUGGUGGUCCUUCGAACCCUACUACCAAUGGUAGUGCCCCACGUGACCUCUUUGACAUGAAGCCAUUUGAAGAUGCGCUUCGGGUCCCCCCACCUUCCCCUACACCACCAAUGGCUGAGCAGCUCCGGGCAGAGCCCUGGUUUCAUGGCAAGUUGAAUAGGAGGGAGGCAGAAGGGCAGCUGAGGCUCAAUGGGGACUUCCUUGUUCGGGAGAGUACGACCACUCCAGGCCAGUAUGUCCUUACUGGCCUACAGAGUGGCCAGCCCAAACAUUUGCUGCUUGUCGACCCUGAAGGUGUGGUUCGGACAAAGGAUCAUCGAUUCGAGAGCGUCAGUCAUCUCAUCAGCUACCACAUGGACAAUCACCUCCCUAUCAUCUCUGCAGGCAGCGAGCUAUGUCUUCAGCAGCCUGUGGAAAGGAAGCUGUAACUGACCUGAUUCUGUCUCCAACCUUGCUCCAGCUUCCAGGACACUCCCUUUCACUUUUCUGGUCUCAAAUCCAACAGUUUUCUGGGGGAAAAUGCUAUGGUUGAAGUACUCUGUGUGGUAUCUGUGAGUGGCCUGGAUCCUAGCAUUCAGGACCCUGAGGAGGGAUUAAUCCUUCUCCCCUACCAGAGUAUUAGAUUAGCCCCUAGAUGGGUCUGGGGAAGACCCCCUAAUGGGAGAAAGGAAUCUUAGGGAAAAUUCCAGUGGAAUAGGAUUUUUCUUCAAAGGGAUAUCAUUCUGUCCCUCCUCCAGUGUUUAAACCUCGUGCCUUUGACCAUGCGCCAGGUCAGAAUAAGUUUUAUGCAAAGUUUUCCUAUGGGCUAGAAAUGAUGAUACACUCUAUCUGCCCCCAGGAUUCCGUCCCUCAGCCCUCCCUUAGCUUGGUUCCCCCAUAAUGGGCUUGGGAGACCAGAGGCAGAUGUGGUUGCUUGCCCUUCCUCAAAGAGGAUGCUCAGUCCUUAAGAGUAUCUCCCAGAACCCCUGUUCCUGGCCAGGGGAAGGUGAAUGUCACAUCUCAACUCCUCCCCUCUGCCACAAACAAAGAGUGCCUCCUGGCCAGGGGGCCCCCUUCUCUAGGGGUCUGUAUAUACAUUUCGUAAACAUCCACCCCACCCCACUUCCAGCGUUUGCAUGCACAUCAUCCUACUCUACAGCCAAAGUGUAGCCCCUUGUAGCCUCUCCAACUCUUUUGGGUUGGACAGUGAAUCCAGUGUUUGGUUUGUCUAUACAGUCAACUCUCAAUUUUCUGCAUUAAUUUGAGGGGGUGAUGAUUAUCUAUAGCAGUGGAUAAUCCUCUAUAGUUUUUUAUUUAGUUGGGAAUGUUUUAGUUUUGGGCAGCAGAAUUAUUUCCUAAUUUUGUCUUGCUUGAGCAUAAAAGUUAUCUUUAUACAUAUAGCACCUUUUAAAAUUUUUUUCAAAGACCUUAAUCUAUUAUAUCGUUUUACCAUCAUGACAAGCCUAUGAAAUAAAUAGCAUAGGCAUUAUUAUCUCCAUUUUACAGGUGAAAAAAAUUGAUGCAGAGAGAAACUUAGGUGACUGUUAAGGGCCACAUAGCUAGCAAAAGGCCAGGACUAAAAGCCAGACUUCCUCCUAGCCUAGAAAAAAGGCUGGAAUUUAACUUUGCUGCAGAUAAGCCUCAGAAGGAAUCAUUCAAAUCUAUGUAUUGAGUACCUACUGCUAGGCAUAGUGAGGAAUACAGAAAAGGUAGAAGGAGUUGUAGAUAAUGGAGAGUUGACUGUAUCUUUUAUCUCCUUCUCUUCCAUUUCUCUCUCCUACCCUUAUUUUGUUUGAAUCUAUUCACGGGUCUCACUUAUAUACCAAAGGGAAAUGUCAUUAAAGAUCAUUAUUUCUUUUAUCAAA